Molecule: messenger RNA, 4553 nt
Organism: Electrophorus electricus (electric eel)
Lineage: Eukaryota; Metazoa; Chordata; Actinopteri; Gymnotiformes; Gymnotidae
Gene: st14
Product: ST14 transmembrane serine protease matriptase
Biological process (GO): proteolysis
Molecular function (GO): serine-type endopeptidase activity; protein binding
Source: RefSeq, a predicted model, not a curated record
CCUCACGUCGAGUUGCAUUUGGUUGCUAACCUUCCAGAAUCGGACUCGCUUUUUUUAUUUCAGUCGAAGUGACAUGUAUAUUUCCAGAAAGUUUGUACUGUUCGGACGCACCCAGUAAUGUAAGAAGUGGUAGAAAAGUGCAGUGUUAACAGAAGAUUCGCCGUGUUGAGCGAACUACACUUCGUUUCCAAAAUCGCCUCUAAGGACCAGAGGAUUUAUUUGUAAAAGAGAUCGUGGAGAUAUUGUGCCUGUCUAUAUGUUUCGGACCAUUAACUGGUUAGGCUAAGCUGGACAACAUGAGCACUGCGCUGUAUGAAAACGGUCACGGGGAACAUGAGAGCAUCACGUUCUUGUCAAAGCACGAGAAGGGGCCGCCGGAGCGUAGGAAGGCGGCCGUGGUUGUGGUAGUGCUAGUGGUUCUGCUGGCCUUGGCUGCCAUGGUCGCUGUCCUCGUCUGGUUCUUUGCCGUCAGGCUCCGGUCCCCGAACAAGGGGAAAGACCAGCAGAGCUCAGACAUGUGCGUGUUCAGCGGCCACAUGCGGCUUGUCGACGUGCCCUACAGCGAGGCCUACGAGGACCCCGCCAGCCCUGAGUUCAACAGCACUGCCAGCGCCCUGCAGGAUAUCCUAAAGAAGACUUUCUCCAAAGAUCCUCUCCUCUCCAAAUACCACAACAAAUCUGUCAUCUCCGCCUUCAGCGACGGGAUGCUGGCAUACCACUGGACGCGCUUCGUGGUGCCACCAGCGGACAAGGCAAUACUGCCCAAGCUGACAGAGGUGCUCGUCCUGGACGUCCUGCGCCGUGGCAUCCGGAUGGAGGGCAAGCGAAGCAGUGUGCAACCUUUCACCAUCACGGACGUCACCGCCUCGGUUACAGACCCCCGGAUGGCCAGGGACCCCCAAGCCCAGUGCAUCGUUCGGCUAACGGCCAGCGGAACGACCCAGAACUUCACGUCUCCGGGCUACCCAGAACAGUACCCGCUGCAGACGCGCUGUCAGUGGCACAUCCGCUCACCCCGAAGCAACGUCAUCCUGGUGAAGUUCCCCAAGUUCUACAUGGCGGACGACUGCUCUAACAGCUACGUCUUCAUCUACAACUCCCUCAGCCCAGAGGAGUCUCAGGCCAUCACACAGAAAUGUGGCCAGCGCCCUCCCACUAACCCCCUGGAAGUUGUCUCUUCUGGAAACAUGAUGCUCAUUAACCUGGUCACCGCAAAUGACCAGAGGAAAGGUUUCGAGGGACAGUACACUGCCAUCCCUUUGAGUUCAGUGAAGUCCUGCGGAGGUGUUCUGACCAGCCUGUCCGGUAACAUCAGCUCUCCAUACUAUCCCAGCUUCUACCCUCCCUCGGUGGACUGCACCUGGACCAUCAACGUCCCUAAGGGCAUGAACAUCCGGGUGAAGUUCCUCAUGUUCCGGAUGAAGGAGCCCGGCGUGAACCCUCGGGUCUGCAACAAGGACUAUGUGCUGAUACUGGGUACCAGGUAUUGUGGGGAGAGAUCUGUACUGGCCCUCAGCAGCGCAAACAACAGCAUGGUGAUCCAGUUCCACUCGGAUCAGUCGUACACGGACAAAGGCUUCCUGGCCCAGUACAGCGCCUAUGACCCGAAGAACCCUUGCCCUGGGCAGUUUGCCUGCUCCACUGGGAUAUGCAUUGUCAAAGAGCUGCAGUGCGAUGGCUGGAACGACUGCGGAGACAUGAGCGAUGAGAGGAAGUGCCAAUGUGAGAACGACCACUUUCAGUGUGCGAACGGCAUAUGCAAGCCCAAGUACUGGUUGUGCGACCAAGUGAAUGACUGCGGCGACAACAGUGAUGAAGAGCACUGCAGCUGCAAGAAGAAUCAGAUAAGGUGUGGUGACGGGACGUGCUUGCCUCAGGACGUAAGCUGCGAUGGCAAGAAAGACUGUUUAGAUGGCAGUGAUGAGGUCUCUUGUAAAGACCCAACAGGAAUAUGCUCGGACUUCACGUUCACUUGUAAGAGCGGCCAGUGUUUGAACAAAAUCAAUGCGGAGUGCGACAAGGUCAGCGACUGUCCAGACGGCUCUGAUGAAGAAGGCUGUGACUGCGGCAAGCGGCCCUACAAGCACAACCGGAUCGUCGGCGGGCAGAAUGCGGACGUGGGCGAAUGGCCGUGGCAGGUCAGCCUCCACUACCAGACGAGCGGGCAUGUGUGUGGCGCCUCCAUCAUCUCUGACAAGUGGCUGCUGUCUGCCGCCCACUGCUUCGUCAGCAGCGAACCCGCCUACCAUGAGCCCUCCAACUGGCUGACAUACAGUGGCAUGCAGGACCAGGAGAAAGAUGACGCCAACGUGCAGAUGCGCGAAGUGCAGACCAUCAUCACGCACACCGACUACAACCAGAUGACGUACGACAACGACAUCGCCGUGCUGGAGCUGACGAAGCCGCUGGUCUUCUCCAACUACAUCCACCCAGUGUGUCUGCCGGCCAGCUCGCACGCCUUCCCGGCCGGGAUGCCGUGCUGGGUGACUGGCUGGGGGUCACUCCGAGAAGGAGGACGGGUUUCACGCAUCUUACAGAAAGCGGAGGUGAAGAUAAUUAAUGACACAGUGUGCGACAUGAUAAAUGAGGGUCAGGUGACGUCGCGCAUGCUGUGCAGUGGCUUCCUCAGUGGAGGUGUGGAUGCAUGUCAGGGUGACUCAGGUGGUCCUCUGGUGUGCCUGUCUGAGGCUAACACUUGGUUCCAGUGUGGUAUAGUGAGCUGGGGAGAAGGAUGUGCCCGGCGCAACAAGCCCGGUGUUUACACGCGCCUCACCAAGUUCCGCGACUGGAUCCACAAACAGACGGGUGUAUAGCAACUUCAGGAUCCUCAGUGCCGCCUCUGCCCACGCUUCAGAAUGGGCAGGGUGUGCGUUUGUGUGUGUAUCACCGACGAGGACCGCAGGACUCCAGAUAUUUACCAAAUAUUCCUCUUUGAUCCUCUUACUCACAUAUGCUAGCUGUGGAGCUCAGUCACACUGAAUUGUGUGCGGACAUUUUUAAGAAUUAUUUUUUUAUUGUUCUGCUGUCUUGUCUUUCUUUAAUAUGGCCAACACCUGGUGUCUCUCCCAAUCUUCCUGGAUAAAGACUUGAGCAGAAUUCAGAAUUAUGACCCAAAGAGUGUGCCUACUGGGUUUGGUGUCAUUGGUGCUUGGAACUCUUGGUGUGCCAAUCAUCAAGCCUUUUCUGAUUACUGGGGUCAAAAGCUUUUGUGCAGUCUAAAACAUUCUACCGCUCUCCUGCUUGGCUGACCCUUUUCUUCCACCUGCAUGAUCUCAGGAAGCUGGGCCAGUGGGGAAAGGAAAAUGGAGGAUUAGGUUUAAAAAAAAAAUCUGUAAACAGCUGAGGCCAAAUCAGCUUGUCCACUGCAUGCCAACCUCCUGACCAAUCGGCUUUGUCGCAGCUGGUUGCCGCAGCAACCCGGCAGGAAGUGUUCUCCAUCAAAGAGACGUGGACUUGCAGAGGAAUCCGCCCGUCUUUCAGCAGGAAGAUGAAAAGUGAAUCUUCUCCUCAGUCCUUGGAGGUUGGCAAGCUACCAGCCUGUCUAAACUCCUCUGGCCCGCAGUCUCUGUGUGUAGUCUUGCUUAUCCCACAAGCGCCUUCACUUUGGUAAAUGUGUUCCUAAAUCGUUAUAAUUUCAUAUAGACUGCUUCAAACAUGAUUACAUUGUUAUUUGUAAAAAAACAAAACAAAAACAAAACAAAACCCAAACAAACAAAAAAUAAUUCUCAAAAUUGGUGGCUGUGGUGAUGUUAUAUUCCUCAUUCCUCAUUUGUUUUUGUUUCAUUUCAGUUUUUUUUUUAAAAUCUCAGCAUUGGGUGCUCGGUUUCUAAAACUACCUGCCCACUGGUUUUACCGUCGUUCUGGUACCUCUCAUCAUCAUCAUGUUUGAUAUACAGUCACCAUUCAGGUCACAUGACUCAUAAACUCAAUCCUUGCUUAUUCUACAGGAUAAAUAAAUGGCAGAAUGACACAGCUCUUUCCCUCUCAGCUGGUGAGGACAGCCAUAUGGCCAACGUUUGUGUUGGGCUGCUCCCACUGUUUAUUUGCAUGUUCAAAUGUGCUUAGUAUGCUUGGCCUUAUUCUGCAUGGAAAUGCUAUAAAUGACCUUAUUGGUUGAAACCUCGAUAUAAGUUUCAGAGAUCAACUUAGCGUUUUUCUCCUGGAAUUAUAAAUACCCCCGUUAGGUAUUUCAGAAAUCCGCCCUGGCGCUGGCGUUCAUUGUUCAACCGUAAAUGCCAUUUGAUUAUAGCCGCAAUGAGCAGGCCUCCCCUUAACGGCAAAAAUAAGUGAGGUUAAUGGGUGCUCAAUGUUUCUUGCUUGAGAAAAGCAAAGGUGUGACGUGAACUGAGGUUUGUCUCUAAGCAUUUAACGGAAUCACAGGUUACAAAAAGCUGGCUAGCCAGAAAGAAGUGGAGGAAUAAAUCAUGACAAUUAAAUUUAGUGCUUUUGUUUGGUUUUUUUUAAGUAUUUAAUUGUUUUUAUCAGGGAUUUUGCAGCACUUUUAAAUGUAGAUAAAUGUAUUUUCAUGUCAUGUGUUUUGUGGGUGUUUGUGU